Schizosaccharomyces cryophilus OY26 is the source of this 928-nucleotide messenger RNA. RefSeq names its product myosin II light chain. The record is from RefSeq and is a predicted model, not a curated record. Gene Ontology annotation, biological process: mitotic actomyosin contractile ring assembly. The transcript has 5 exons. The coding region runs from base 174 to 599 and encodes 141 amino acids. Gene Ontology annotation, molecular function: calcium ion binding. Gene Ontology annotation, cellular component: myosin II complex. Lineage: Eukaryota; Fungi; Ascomycota; Schizosaccharomycetes; Schizosaccharomycetales; Schizosaccharomycetaceae.
UAAACAUAUACCAUGUACUAUGUUAGCUAUUAUAUAUGCUUCUUCUUACCUUUCGUUCGGCUGCUGUAUUCAGUAAACAAACGCUUCAUAGCAACCGUUGCUAGGAACAGUUUGUGUACGAUCCAAGGCGUAAACGAAGGACAUGAACUUGGAAUUUCCACAUCACCAAGAAAAUGUCUGCAGACGAUUCUCCUUAUAAACAAGCAUUCUCUCUUUUUGACCGCCAUGGAACUGGAAGCAUUCCCAAGGGUUCCAUCGGCGAUUUAUUGCGCGCUUGCGGUCAAAAUCCAACUUUGGCUGAAAUUACUGAAAUUGAAUCGACUCUUCCUGCCGAAGUCGGUAUGGAUCAAUUUCUUCAGGUCUUGAAUCGUCCUAAUGGCUUUGAUAUGCCCGGUGAUCCUGAGGAAUUCGUCAAGGGGUUCCAAGUGUUUGACAAGGAUGCUACUGGCAUGAUUGGCGUUGGUGAAUUGCGCUAUGUUUUGACUUCUUUGGGUGAAAAACUCACAAACGAGGAAAUGGAUGAGCUCUUAAAGGGUGUUCCAGUCAAAGACGGGAUGGUCAACUAUCAUGAUUUUGUCCAAAUGAUUCUUGCCAAUUAAAAUACGCGAGGUCAUCGGUCUUACUUGCCUUACGCCCUUUAUGCUCUAUUUUAGAUCUGCCUUUCUUUUUAAUCUCCUUUACCUUACUUAGCACUUGACUUUUUAGACGGUAUGGUACGGCCAGCUCUUCCUUUUUCUUUCAUCUAGGUUUUUUCCCAGUGAAAUGUAAUUUUAUGUCUACCAAAUAAUAUGCAUCUCUUGUCAGUUUCAUUAAAUACUUUUCGUACAAUCUAUUAGAAGCGUCUUCAUUUUUUUAUCUCCUUCCAUAGCUUUUAAAGACAUGGUGAUCUUUAGGUAGUUGCGCUCAUUAAUAAGUUAUCUGUAAAUAG